GCAUUUACCAAUCGUGUAAACUUUUUAAUCAUGUAAUUAUUGCGUGAUCAAAAUACUCGUUUAAAAACCGAUUGGUUGAAUAUUAUUAACAUGCUGACACCCAGACGAGUAAGUAGACUAGUGCGAUUUAGUUAUCAGUGAACACGAAUGCAAUCGUGAUAUCGUGAUUAAUUGACGGAAUCGAAAUAUCAACAUUGGGGAUCUUCCUAAAAGAUACUCCAUUUGAUAUAAAUUAAUCAAAAAUAAAUGGUUGCUCAUUGUUAGCUGAUUGAGUUGUGAUAUUCAAUUUCAACAAUGGCUUUACAACGUAUGACUGUUUUGGCUAUCAAAAAUGGAUUUAAAAGUUUUGCCGAUGGAGUUGAAUCAAAACGCUCGAAAGUGGCGUCAGUAUUAAUAUUCUCCGCCCAAAUGCGUUUCAUCUCUUCCGUUGAAAUAACGAAGAACAUUUCGUUGAUAAGCAACGAAAAAAAAUCAUGCAAGGUUAUAAACAUGCAAUUGGACACACCUCAAGAAAGGCCUCUGAUGGUAAUGCUAUCUUGGCUGAUGGCCAAAAAGAAGCACGUCUACAAGUACGCCGACAUUUAUUUGAAACACGAUUUUGACGUUUUGAAUGUGAACAUUAGUCCUUGGCAGCUGCUCUGGCCUACCAAAGGAACGCAGGUGGUAGCCAAAGAUCUUUUAAGGUUCUUAGACGUCAAUGCCAGCUACUCACCGUUGGUAUUGCACGGUUUUUCAGUAGGCGCAUAUCUUUGGGGUGAAGUCUUGGUAAACAUUUCCUCGGAAAAGCAGCGUUAUGAUAAUCUCGUGAACAGGAUCGUUGGUCAAGUCUGGGACAGUGCCGCCGAUAUCACGGAAAUACCUAUCGGGUUACCAGUGGCCGUUUUCCCCAGGAAUAAAGUGCUGCAGAAUACCAUGAGGCAAUAUGUGCUAUAUCAUUUAAAAACCUUCGACAAAGUCGCUACAGUGCAUUACGUCAGAUCGAGUCAGAUGUUCCACACGAAUCUUAUCAAAGCUCCCGCUCAAUUUUUCGUAAGCAAAACUGAUCCCAUUGGUGCUGUGCCGUCUAACCAGAGGGUUCGAGAAAAUUGGGAAAAUAUGGGAAUUCAGGUGAAUUGGAAAUGUUGGGACAAAUCUCCUCACGUCGGCCAUUUCCGUGCACAUCCCAAAGAAUACCUUGGAGAAUUGGAAAACUUCUUGGCAUCCCUGAAGAUUCCACAAGUCUCCAAAGAACAGCAACAUGAAAAAAUUAAAGCUAAACUCUAAUAUAAUUAGUCCAUAUUCUUUGGUAGCGAGUUAUUUUUUUCGAAGAUCUUUCAAGGUUAUUUUAGCCCCAAAUAUAUGGUCAUUAAAUGACACGCAGUGUAACUGUACAACACUUAUGAUUUACACUAAGUCCAAAGUGUUUGACACUUCUAAAAACUUAAUUUAUUUAGUUUUCGAAAUGAAAAUGUUUGGAAUACAUUAAAAACGCAUAAACAAAAAUUUCUAUUCUUUCUUAAAGCAGAGACUUUACUACUAUGGUAUAUUUUUUAAAUAAAUUUACAGUCUCUGAAUUUAUUUGACUUACAGCCGGCUUGUAACGUCCAUUUUUGUGCAAACUAAAUUUAAUUAUAAAUAUCUGCUUGCAAUCCAUAAGAAAAGAGUGAAAAUUUUUAUAUGGAAUGUAAAAUAAUUUUAAAUUUCGAACAUGGUCAAUAUUUAAACUAUCCUCGCGGAAAUAAUAGAAACGAAAAUGCAUUUUUAGUGUGGAGACUACUUACGGAAUUAAAUUUUUGUCUCUAUUUUUGAAAAUUAUAAAAAAUGCUCGAACAUGUAAAGUAAAACUGUAACAUACAAGGUGAUUCAAUAUUCAAGUAUUUGUAGUAAUAGGUGAGUUUUCUUAAAUGGACCACCCUCUAUAUGUUUAUAUUCCACUAGACUAAAUUCAAAUAACUAUAAUAAUUAUAUCUCAAAUAGUAAAGGUAUUUACAAGAGAUUCAGUGAAAACCAAAGAAGUAGAGGGUAGAAUGAUAAGGUACCGCCUGGGCAUCCAUCACGAGUGUAGAAAUUAUGCAUGAUUCAACCUUCCACUCUUACACACGUAAAUGACAAAGAUAUGUUGCCCUAAAGCGCUGUAAACAAAUUCCAGGUUUGGCUUUGUUCAUCGAUUAUGUUCAUGUUCAGCUCCGUUUUUGUUUGUGUUGUGGCUGUUGUAGGCUUUUUUUGGCGUCACUUCUUGUUAUCUUGCUUAUAUUUGUGAUUUUUGGUGCUUUGAUUUCGAUUUAGUAUUAAAUUAUACUCGUUAAUUAUUUUCCGAUGCAUUAUUUUAUAAUCGUUGCACAAAAUGUUGUUAAACCGUCCCUGAAUCUAGUUUACAAAUUGUGCAUAGUGUCUAUACUUUUUCAUUGACAAUUAUCAUUCUACCCCUCUCCACUUCAUUGGUGAAAACCCAAAAGUGGGUAACGAAUAGUUUUAAAUCGAAGAAUAUUUUUUACACUGGCUCUUGUUGUUUGUUUUAGUAUAUUAAAUGUUAGAAAUGUUCUCCAUUCACUUUUUGACAAAAAAAAGUAGUCAGUAGUAAAAACGCCCUAACUUUCUCUAAAACUUGCUCCAUGGUUUUUGCAAAUUAAAUAAGUAAUUAUUAUUAUCAUUUUAGCAAUAAAUAUUUUACGCAUUUGAAUUCAAAUAAUGUAAAAUAUAAAAAUAUACAGGGUGGUCCAUUUAUCAAAAUUCACCUAUCUUUUACCACCAAUACAUUAAUCACCUCGUAUAUUUCAAUUUUACUUCAAUAGACGUACCAUUUAGAUUAAAAAUUGAUGUCUCAGCAUUUUUCAUACGUUUUCUAAAAUAUAGAAAAACAUAAUGUUCUUCCAUAAGUGGUUUCUACACUGUAUAAUGAGUUUUAUAUAAAAUUGAUUUAACAUACAAAACUCAUUUUUAUGUUAAGUUUGCACAAAUGACCAACCAUUGAAAAUAAUAUCAGAUUAUUUGUUUAUUUUAAACUGCAUGAGAUUCUUAGUUGUUUCAUUAGUUUUUACAUUCUAGCUUUAGAAUGAGACUGACAGAAGAUUUGACAAUGUCAAAAUUUUUGUUUAUAAAUAAAUAUCCCUUAUUUUUUUGUAUAAGGAAUAAUUAAUGAUCAUUUUAAAAAUAUCUAGUUUGUUCAAUUGUUUUCCCGAUUGUUACAAUUUAGUUCCAUUACCAAUCGCAUUUGAUCAAUAGUUAAUCCAAUUUGAUAAUGAAAAAUUACAAUAAGAAAAUUGAACACUAACAGAACUAAAUCUAAUAUUUAUUGACGAUAAUAAUAUUAAUAAUACAGUCCAUUCAUUUAGUUUCCACCGAUAUUCUUGUUUGUCUGAGAGAGGCAGCGACAAGCUUCUGCCUGUCUUUGAUGAUAUAUAGAUUCCAUCACUUUCUAACAUUUUAAAAACAUGACAAAUACCAUAAUAAUGAUUCCCUGAUUGAUAUUAAGAAUAUGAAAGCAAGCUUCUUUUUUUUUGUCUUUUUUGUGGACACAUACAUUUAGAAUUAUUUUUAUUAUCAAUAAUUUAGCAAGUUUUCCUGCUUUGUUUUUAAUCAGAUUUACGACUUUCAGUUAAUAUGUGUCUAAUUCGUACUAAAUUUUCCAUUAUACGCUUAGUAAUACUCAAGUUAUUAGAUGUACACUUUUAUAACCUUGAUUUUUUGACAUUUAAGAAAAAGUCUAAUUUACUAUUGUACUCGUGAAAUUAAGCUAGCCCCACCAAGGAUGCCAUUCAGAUCCGGUGUUAAACUAUAGAUUUAGCAUGGCUAUCGUAUUGGAGAUAAAUUUGAAUGUUUUCUUUUGUAAAAGGGAAAAGUUUUCACUAAAUUUAUUUUAUUUAUAUAAACAAACAAUUAUUUAGACAAAUAAGUUAAAAUAUUGAAAAUGUUCUUAAUUGUCUCCUUGUCGAAGGUAGUGUUUAUUUUGUAUUUUAUUCUUUUGAAUCUGUCGCUGUGUUUUUCGCUCACUUGCACUGUCAUGUUUUAUUGAUUUUUUUAUUUCGAAGGUCUCAAAUCAAUACCUCCUAUGUCAUGUCCAUAUUAAACAUUAUAGAGGAAGAACAUUAAAGUCCAAUUAUUUGAUAAAUAAUGUUAACAAACAUAUAUUUAUUUUUUCCUAAUAUCCCAUGUAUUUACAUUGUUAACCUUACACAAUAUGUAUUAAUAAUAAUAAUACUUUCCCUAAUUCACUCCCUUACGACUGACUUCACAUGGUUUUCUGUAGGAUUGUAGAAUUGCUCGCAAAUGAAUGAGAUGCGCCUUAGACACCUACCAGAAACUUGUGCUUGAAAUCUUAUAUGUUUAAAAUAUUUCUAAAACAAUUCUAAAAUAAUGUGUGCUCUAUGGGAUAUUUUAAAGUUUUCCAUAAACUGGUUCUUCCUAUACAGUUUCAAUUAUUAAUGGUAUCACGAAUUUUAAAUUUCAUUCCAUCUGGAAGGUCCUCAGUUUUUUAAGUUCUGUUUUGUUACGUUCUGGUUUUUCAGUACCUUCUGAAGUGUUGACUCGCUGAUACCUAGUACUUCCCUAUAUCUCUUUCGUGUACCUAAAACACUAAACUUGUAUUGAAGGUCUACUAUACUUUUUUUUGCAAGGAAAUAAUCAAAAACAUUUUUAAUAAUUUUGACAAGUCUGACUUUUUCUUACUUUUCUGUAGAACUAGUCGAAUUCAACAUUGCCCUAAACUAUAAUGAACCUAUAAUUUUUCUGCUUUUUUUUAAUUGGGUCAUUCCUCUUAAUUAAAUAUCUUUAUAAAUAAACUAAAUGAAUGGACUAAAUUAAUCUUGCUCUAGCUUUUAGUAAGAGUAUGGUUUGUAAACAGGUUCAUUUAUUACACCAGUUGGUCUCGACUGUAAAGAGCAAAGCAUCUCUUUAAUAAUUACAGUUUAUUCCAAAUUAAAAUUUAAUCUUUUGUAUCCAAACAACCUUUUUAUGAUUUUCUUUUCGCUUAUUUAAAUCAAGUAGCCUUGUACUCGAUAAAUUGGAUACUUUAUUGGAAAGUCAUAUAUUAGAAACGUCAGAUAGUCCCUCCCACCUACUUCUAUUAAGGCCCAACAUAACCCUACAGUGAAUAUUUUAAUGUUGCUGUUUUUGCUCUAUUAUAUAUAUAGGAUUACCUAUCUCCUAAUACUGUUCCCGUGUGGUGUAAUUGGCAUUUUUAGUAUACGACUGCUACUUAUUACGUUUAGAUGUAGGAGUUAUAUUUGUUUGUUUUUUUCUUGAAAAACCGAAUUUAAUAAAGUUGUUUGGCCCUAAUAGAGUUUAAAAAUACCAAUUUCUUUUGUUUUUGUUGCCUGAGAGCUUACAGAUUACCUUUGUAAUCCACGCGGGUUGUCACGUAAGAAAGUAAGGCGCGUGCACCGAAGGAUUAAAAUGUUCCAAUAUGUUUAUUUUUAAUUUUAUAUCGUCCCUGUGACAUUUAUGUUAAAAAAAUAACUAGUACAUAAUUACAUUUUACAACCGGGAAAUCAAAACCACAUACCAAAAUCUUGAUUGCCUGAAAUCAAAAUUCGCAUGGUAAAAAAUCUGUGAUUUCGACAUUCGUCGAGUGCUUUAUCUUAUUUUUGAAAAUUAAACAUUGGCCUAUUAUAAUUCUCUAAGAAUGUUAAAUAAUUAAAAGAAAUAACUAUAAAUUAGUUUACGGUCCAUACUAGGUUAUCUUUAUAUUAUUCAUUUUAAUGCUGUAAAAACCAUUGUAUUUAUAUAGAUUUUAAUAUUAGUAGUGUGAUAUCAAUUAUUUUUUGUAUACAACAAGGGCAUGAAUUGCAAUUCAUGUUUCACUACAUAUUAAUUCGUGCAGGGUAAUUUUUUCACCUUAAAAAUGUAUACCAGACUUUAUAAUACUUUAAUAGAAUUGCCCUAUACAUUAAUUCGUUUAUUUUUCAGUAGUGUGAUAAAUUACUGUAACUCGUGCUGAGAAAAUUAAUGUUUAUGGGGAAUACUAUUACAAAGCAUAUAUUGGAAAGUUAAUGAAUAUAUGAUUUAACUAAUCUUAAAAAAGAUUAUUAAUAAAUAAUGAAAUUUA
Messenger RNA from Psylliodes chrysocephalus, 6022 nucleotides. The record is from the annotation of a GenBank genome assembly. NCBI's taxonomy places the organism in Eukaryota, Metazoa, Arthropoda, Insecta, Coleoptera, Chrysomelidae.